This is a messenger RNA of Lobosporangium transversale, 483 nucleotides long. RefSeq lists its product as hypothetical. Bases 1 to 483 code for a protein of 160 amino acids. Gene Ontology annotation, biological process: positive regulation of transcription by RNA polymerase II. The transcript has 2 exons. NCBI's taxonomy places the organism in Eukaryota, Fungi, Mortierellomycota, Mortierellomycetes, Mortierellales, Mortierellaceae. The record is from RefSeq and is a predicted model, not a curated record. Gene Ontology annotation, cellular component: nucleus.
AUGGAUGCUGAGCAGCUAUAUGAGCAUCUCCGUGAUGAUCAUGUUGGCAGGAAAGCUCACCGUAACCUGUGCCUGACUUGUCGUUGGGAAAAAUGCUCUAUCCCAACAUUUACCAAAAGAGACCAUAUCACCUCUCAUCUCAGAGUUCAUGUUCCAUCGAAGCCUUAUCAUUGCAGUAUCUGCAAAAAGGGUUUUAAGCGGCCACAGGAUCUAAAGAAGCAUGAGAGGACUCAUUUAGAUGGCAACGCUGUUAUCUCUUGCGAGGCAACCGAUACCAAGACAACAGCUACAGCUUCAACCUCAGGGCAUCUCAAAGUCAACAAAAACAACUCUGCUCUUCUAACACCUCCCACAAUCUCGGAUCGGUCUCCUUCAAUCUCCUCCACGUCCACUCUAACUUCCUCGGCCACACUUUCACCAUAUUCUCUACCUCUCUCCCCUGCAGAUACACUCGAGUCAUGGAACCCUGGUCUUUGUAAGUAA